Messenger RNA from Harmonia axyridis, 1409 nucleotides. Its product is annotated as galactose mutarotase-like. Gene Ontology annotation, molecular function: carbohydrate binding; aldose 1-epimerase activity. The record is from RefSeq and is a predicted model, not a curated record. The coding region runs from base 163 to 1380 and encodes 405 amino acids. Gene Ontology annotation, biological process: beta-D-galactose catabolic process via UDP-galactose, Leloir pathway; glucose metabolic process. NCBI's taxonomy places the organism in Eukaryota, Metazoa, Arthropoda, Insecta, Coleoptera, Coccinellidae. The transcript has 2 exons.
UAUUUUCAGAUGCCUAUAGAAUCCUUUAAUUAUUGUUUCAGUGAUCUUAUGAUUGAAAUUCCCAAAAUCUAAAACCUUUUGAUUAAUGAAAUCCUUGACAUUGACGUGUUCAGUAAUUGUAUUGGAUAAUUUUUUUAUCGAAUACUUCAUUGUUAUAUCGUAAUGUCUGAUGGUCCAUGCGCUAGGAAAUAUCAAAACCCCAUACCAUCCUUGAGAAGUUGUUGCGACUUAGGAGUCACCCUAACUGUAGAAAAAUUCAGUUAUUACAGACUAGAUCCCACUAGCAAAGUAGCCAAACCAGUUAAAAAGUUCAAAUGGGUGAACAAGAACGGAAUGGUAGUAGAAGCAAUCAACUACGGCGCUACCAUUAUAUCCAUUGUUGUUCCCGAUAAGACAGGACGUUUUAGAGAUGUUGUAUUAGGUUCUGAUCUUAUGGAGGAUUAUUUAAAUUCUGCUAAUCCAUACUAUGGAGCUACGAUCGGAAGAGCAUGCAACAGGAUUGGUCAUGGAAUAAUGGUGAUUGACGGAAAAAGCUUUGAAUUAUCCAAAAACACUCCACCACAUACGCUUCACGGCGGCUUCAAAGGCUUUGAUAAGAUUUUAUGGAGCGCUUGUAAGGAUGAUAAAAAAAUCACCAUGAGUUACCACUCCAAAGAUGGCGAAGAAGGAUUUCCAGGAGGAUUGAAUGUCAAUAUUGUAAUGUACCUAACCGAUGGCAAUGAAUUCGUAAUGGAAUAUAGAGCCUUCACAACGAAACCCACGUACGUCAAUAUCACAAACCACACCUACUUCAAUUUAGCUGGACAUGCGACAGGAACAGAUCGACUCUAUCAGCAUAAAGUCUGCAUAAACGCAGAAUAUAUCACCCAUUUAGAUAAACAAAUGAUUCCUACAGGUAAACUGAUACCAGUAGGUGGAACACCUUUUGAUUUUCGAAUACCCAAAACACUCAAGGAGAAAAUUGGAACGGAGAUGGUACAUGGUUUCGACCACAAUUUUUGUGUGACAACAUCUGAAUACCAGAAAAAUAGUUUUGUGGCUAGGGUGGUGCAUCCCCCUACUGGAAGGGUAUUGGAGGUAUACUCCAACCAACCUGGAGUUCAGUUUUAUACUGCUAAUCACUUUCCUGAAAAAACUGGAGAUGCCCUUCAAGAUAGAGACAACGGCAUAUCAGGGAAAAGAGAUUGCAGAUACUUUAGGCAUGGUGGAUUUACGCUAGAAACUCAAAACUAUCCCGACGCUGUCAAUCAUCCAGAUUUUCCUCCUGCUGUAUUGUAUCCAGGAAAUGUUUACGUUCACUCUUUGAGGUAUUUAUUUUCAGUACAAUCUGAUGAUAACUUUGUAGCCCUUAGAACUUCACCCCUCAUUUCUAAAACUUAAAUUAGCAAUAAAGUGAUUUUUUAUAUGUC